Messenger RNA from Triticum dicoccoides, 474 nucleotides. Its product is annotated as ethylene-responsive transcription factor 1B-like. Bases 1 to 474 code for a protein of 157 amino acids. Gene Ontology annotation, biological process: regulation of DNA-templated transcription; ethylene-activated signaling pathway. Gene Ontology annotation, molecular function: DNA binding; DNA-binding transcription factor activity. NCBI's taxonomy places the organism in Eukaryota, Viridiplantae, Streptophyta, Magnoliopsida, Poales, Poaceae. The record is from RefSeq and is a predicted model, not a curated record. The transcript has a single exon.
AUGCCCAUUAUGGCCAAGGAUUUCAUCGGGGUGCGCACGCGCCCGUGGGGCAAGUUCGCGGCCGAGAUCCGGGACUCGACGCGGAACGGCGCCCGCGUGUGGCUCGGCACCUUCGGCAGCCCGGAGGCGGCCGCCAUGGCCUACGACCAGGCCGCCUUCUCCGCGCGCGGUGACGCCGCAGUGCUCAACUUCCCCGUCGAGCGCGUCCGGGAGUCGCUCCGCGCGCUCGCGCUCGGCGCCGUCGUGGGCUCGCCCGUGCUCGAGCUCAAGCGCCGCCACCGCAUGCGCAGGCGGUCGCCCGAUAAGAAGCCUGUGAAGCAGCCCCGGGUCGCCGCCGUGAAGGAGGACGCACGGCCGGCAACGGCGGGCGUGGUGGUGCUGGAGGACCUGGGCGCCGAGUACCUGGAGGAGCUCCUCUGGGUGUCCGAGCCGCCCAUGGAUCAUUUCCAUACAACGGCGACGUCGUCGUUCUGA